AAGUCUUCCGGGUUAUACAUGAUUGAGUUCCCCGCCUUUUGAAAUAGCUGGAGUACACUCAGCCUCAGGACAACAACAUCACCGAAAUCGACUAGUUUUAUGUUGUCUAUUUAUAGUCGCUAAUUCUUUUACUUGACGUUUUUGUGUAUCUUUUAAACCCCGAAUAUAUCGUAUUAGCUGUUAGGCUGCCAUGUUGCUCCCUUCUGAUGUGGCCCGGCUUGUUUUGGGAUACCUGCAGGAAGAGGGACUGCCAGCCACCAGCAGAGCUUUUAUUCACGAGAGCCCAAACCUGAAGGAGUAUGCCGAGCACACUAUUGGAGAUGGGACCAUUCCUGCAUGCGUUUUUUCGAUUUUUGGAAAAGGUUUAACAACUAUUUUAAAUGAGUACGUAGCUGCCAAAGCUAAAGAAUCCUCUCAAGAAGUGCCUCUUGUGAUGACCUCAUUGUGGAAAAAGUUGGACUUUACUCUCAACCAAAUAAAGUCAUUGCAGAAUUCUCCUGCUAUAUCAGCAAGUCAAAGAACGCGUUCACGCAUCGGAGUGGCCAACAUGGCAAGGCAGCGGGCCUUGACUGCCGGUUCUGUUGGUGGGAUCAUUUGUUCUUCUGCUUCUGAAGCGAGCUCCAUCAUCAGCCCUGUGCACACCCCCCACAGCAUGCUCGGCCACUCCACUCCGGUGUGCAUCACAGGCCCGCACGUCAGACAAGUGCCAAAUGGCGUCACGCAACAGCAUCAAGUUCCAGACAUCAACCGAAUAUUGAAUACACCCAGGGAUUCCCCUGUGCAGAUUAUUGUUUCAGAGCACCGGUUAACUUCAGGCCCAAUGUCCCCUGGUCGACGGAAAUGGGAUACUCCCAGGAAGAGAGGUGGUGCUCCUGGUGGGUCCAGUGGACCUAAUAGGUCUGCUCUUCCUGUUGGAAGCGUCAGUACUGAACCCCAACCUGAAGAGGUCGUUGAUGAGAACUUUCCUCAACUUGUGAUACAAAAUGCUCGUGACAAGAUCCUGGGAGACAGGUCACUACAAGAGAAGCUCGCAGAAAACAUCAACAAAAUUCUUGCAAAUGAGCCAGUACCACAAACACCAAAAGCCUCUGAAGGCCCCGUGGAGGCAGACCAGUCUAUAGAUGAGAUUCUGGGAUUGCAGGGUGAAAUUCACAUGAGCGAUGAUGCCAUCCACGACAUUUUGGAACAAACAGAAUCUGACCCGGCUUUUCAGGCUCUCUUCGACCUCUUCGAUUACAAUAAAACAAGAUUCACAGACGGGGAGACGGGGGACGUAGAUGUCAGCAGCAGUCCAGAAGAAAUCGACAAUGCCGGACCUUCAUCUACGGUCCGAGUCCUUCAGAACAACGAUCCAGAUCCUGUGCAGCAAUUACAAGAAAAUCCUUCUGAUUCCACACCAGUAACCCUGAAGAUAAAAGCUGUACCGGAGCGUCAGACCAGGAAGUCCACCGCUUCUGUCUCAUUGAAGAAAACCGUCAUUGACUCUAGCGGAAGGUCAUCCAGGAUAGAAAACAGCUCGGCCAGGUUAUUGGUGAGUCAUGGAGAGCACAGAGCCUCCUCGUCUGCCACGCUGGAUCCCAAAAGAAAAGAAAAGCCCUCGCACCAAAAUAACAAUGGCGGUGAGGUAUCCAUGGAGAUUUCUGAGACGCCACUGCCCACGCUAUCCCCCACUUUGGACAGUUUGGCCACUCGGGUUAACUCGGAGGAAACCAUCCCUUCUUCAGGUGCCAUUAUUAAUUCAACCUUAGUCUCUUCAUCAGAAGACUCUGCGCUGCCAGAAGCUCUAAAUGUGGACAAGAAUCAAAGUCAGGGAUCCAAUAAAAAGAAUCCUCCUCCUUGUCUAGCUGUAAAUGACCAGCUUGUUGUAGUGUCUCCUUUGGGAGUUCAGGAGAACAACACCCAAAGUUCAAGUCUUCAGUCUUCUGUGUCAGUUUUAGGCAUUGGAGGUGAAGCUUUGCCAGAAUCUACGGUCUCAGUAAUGUCUUUCUCUACCAGCUCUACUGCUACAAGUGCCUCCGCCUCUUUAGUUUCCAUCCCUGUGCUUGGAGCAGCUACACCUGCCCUAACAUCUGUAACCCCUGCACCCCAAUCCAGCACUCUGUCCUCACCUCCCUCUGUUGUAGGGAGUUAUUCAGCCACCAACCCUACAACCCCUAUCAAAGCCACAGGAGAUUCUAGCAAUGUAGUGUCCUUAAAGAUCAUCAUAAGCGAUAACAAAGAUGAGGAUACUUCCAAAGAUACCACCUUAAAUCGAGCCAUUUCAGGAAUCUCGGUGGACAAGAUUCCCACUAUCUACCUUUCGUCUCCAGCCAAGUCACCCGGAGGACCUGGUACUCCAAAGGCCAACUUUGAUGAGGCAGCACAGGCGGUCCGUGGCUUGCAAAGCUCUGAAGCAUUUGGCAGUCCAGCCAGGUGUCGAGCUGGAGCGAUAUCCACGUCUCCAUUUGGUAGAACGUCGCAUCCCCAGCAAAGAUAUAUAAUUCAGUUGCCCGUGGAUGCAGCUAAACCUGCCAUCCAGGAGUCUCCUGCCAGCUAUUUCCUUGUGACUCCAACAGCAGAUGUUCAAGCGAAACAGGUGCAGCUUCCUUCCGAUGUCUUAGGACAGCCUCUGACAGCCAGUCCGUUUGGGCUAACCACACCAGGACUUACCGAAAGCUUCUCCACAGGGUCUACAAUCAUCUUGCCCUCCGCUGUAAACCCUGUGGUUCUUCCUGUUUCUGUGGUGGGCCAGAACCCCUUGGGAAAUGUGCAGCUGGUGUCCAAUCAGCUUGUUGACGUACCAAACCCCAUCCCGGUUCAGUCAAUGGAAACACUGAAGCCCGUGACGCUGGCAGCCAAACAGGCUCCAAAUUCCGGCAUGUCAGAUAAAAGCAGGGAAGUUCAGCUUAAAACCACAAACCUGUUUGAUGCAGCAACGGGUCCAAGUCACAAACGAAUAUUGUGUUUUGAAUCUUCUUCUUCUUCGGAAACUCCACCAUGCAAUUCUAAAACUACUGAAACCAUCAAGUCCAUGGCUCCAAAUCCGUCUGGAUCUAAAUCUAUUCCAUCAGCCGAUAAGGACAAAAGACAUCCAGUCACCAGAACGAAACCCAAUAUUUUGGGUGGCAAUAAACCCAAAAGGAGAAUAGAGCCUGUCCGAUGUUCAGGAGGUUCUCAAACUGGAGUGGACUCAUUAAAUGCUACAGUUCCUGUUCAAAAACCACAGAAAGAGUCUUCAAAAAACACUUCUAACAGCCAGAAAGUUGGCAUUCAGAACAAAGAGUUUCAAAGUUCAAGUUCUUCAAGUGUUUUGCAAACUGAGGCUUCGAAAAAGUCAGAAUUAGGAGAACUGUCACAACCUAGUGAUAAGAAUGUUGCAUCUGCAGAAGAAACAAAAGCAGAAACCGCUCGGAGUUCGAGGUCAACAUCAUCCGAUGGAUCGGAAAGUAGAAAGGACAGAGAAGACGGAAGGAAAGAGGCAGCCGGGAAAUCCCGUGAGGGCCGAGCAGAGAAAAGGACUCCGUCACAAGAGAUGCCACAUGUCACGGCCAACAAGGAAAACGAAAUGCAAGAACAGAAGCAGCAACAGGCGACGACGUCUACUUCCUCAGAGUCCAGAGACUUCAGCCCUCCAGCCGCCUCACCGCAGACACCAAACCCGCAACCCAAGGUUGCAAAGACUCCAUCAAAGACCAGCUCUUUGGCCAAGCAGGCAGCUGAGAUGCUGCAAGACUUUCAAGGACAGAGGAGCUUGUCCACUCCGAGUAAGAAAUCUGGAACGGUCAGUUCCACCCCUGGUCUUUAUGCGAGUGUCCAUAGCCAUGAGGUACCUGCCGACUGCCCCAGGACACCCUCCCACCCUAAAAAGGGUAAAGAUAUCGAAGGGACCCCCAAGCAUCAGUUAACUCCUAGAACCCCUGAUGUUCCGACCUGCAGCCCUGCCAGCGAAGCCGGCAGUGAGAACAGCAUCAACAUGGCAGCACACACGCUCAUGAUUCUGUCCCGGGCUGCCAUCGCCAGAACCGGCACCCCACUGAAGGACAGCCUGCGCCAGGACGAGGCUGGACAGAAAUCACCUGGAAGUUCAAAGAAUAAGAAACGCAAAGCACCUUCACCAACAGAAACGCCCUCUUCAAAGAGAGAGCUGAAACAAUCUCCCAGUAAAAAGAAAGACAGGGAAAGGAAAAAACUGAUGGAUUGCUUUCCCCAUGAUUUGGAUGUGGAUAAGUUUUUGUCUUCUCUUCACUAUGAUGAAUAAAAUGGAACAAUCCGGCGGGACACCAGAAACCUACAAAACCACAACACUUUUUAAGUUAGAAUUCAGGAAGACACAAAAACCAUAGUCCAGCCUGUGUCCGCGGUUCUGCAAUCUAUGGUUCCUGACUCCAAAUGACUCGUUCUGCCACGGCCAAGAUGACUGUUUUACCGUGUUAAUGAUGUCAGACCAGCUAACUGUCUAAAUACACCAUUAAACUAUUCCAUCAAUGUGUUUUUUCUAAAGCAUGUAGCCACUGCAAAGUCCAGAUCUAACAACAAUUCAUCUUCUGUGCUAGUCCAUCAUUCCUCACCAAUACAGGAUCUUAAGAUGGGAGUUGAAUAUUGUUCCACUUUUUUGAAAACAUGGGGAAUUGGCACUAAAAUAAAUCAAAAGUAUAAAUAAUAAAAGCUUAGUGUGUGUCGAA
Oryzias latipes (Japanese medaka) is the source of this 4661-nucleotide messenger RNA. It is a transcript of the gene npat, whose product is annotated as nuclear protein, ataxia-telangiectasia locus. Gene Ontology annotation, cellular component: nucleus. Lineage: Eukaryota; Metazoa; Chordata; Actinopteri; Beloniformes; Adrianichthyidae. The record is from RefSeq and is a predicted model, not a curated record. Gene Ontology annotation, molecular function: transcription coregulator activity; protein binding.